This is a messenger RNA of Hippoglossus stenolepis (Pacific halibut), 2087 nucleotides long. Its product is annotated as tubulin alpha chain-like. Gene Ontology annotation, cellular component: cytoplasm; microtubule. The coding region runs from base 1 to 1380 and encodes 459 amino acids. Gene Ontology annotation, biological process: microtubule cytoskeleton organization; mitotic cell cycle. The transcript is spliced from 4 exons. Gene Ontology annotation, molecular function: structural constituent of cytoskeleton; GTP binding. The record is from RefSeq and is a predicted model, not a curated record. NCBI's taxonomy places the organism in Eukaryota, Metazoa, Chordata, Actinopteri, Pleuronectiformes, Pleuronectidae.
AUGCUGAUGGAGGGUAUUGGUCACUCUCUACAGCGCGAAUGUAUCUCAAUUCAUGUGGGCCAAGCUGGGGCUCAGAUCGGCAAUGCAUGCUGGGAGCUGUAUUGCUUGGAACAUGGAAUCCAGCCAGAUGGACAGAAGCCCUCUGACAAAACAAUUGGAGGAGGAGAUGAUUCCUUCAACACCUUUUUCAGUGAGACUGGGGCAGGAAAGCACGUUCCCAGAGCGAUCUUUGUCGACCUGGAACCUACUGUCAUCGAUGAGGUGCGCUCAGGAACCUACCGUCAGCUAUUCCACCCUGAGCAGCUGAUUACAGGAAAAGAGGAUGCUGCCAAUAACUAUGCUCGAGGGCAUUACACCAUCGGCAAGGAGAUCAUUGACCUGGUCCUGGACCGGACUCGUAAACUGGCUGAUCAGUGCACUGGUCUGCAAGGAUUUCUAAUCUUCCACAGCUUUGGGGGAGGCACUGGCUCAGGUUUCACCUCCCUGCUGAUGGAAAGACUUUCUGUUGAUUAUGGCAAAAAGUCUAAGCUUGAGUUUGCCGUCUACCCAGCCCCCCAGAUUUCCACAGCAGUGGUGGAGCCUUACAACUCCAUCUUGACCACUCACACCACCCUGGAGCACUCCGACUGUGCCUUCAUGGUGGACAACGAGGCCAUCUACGACAUCUGCCGCAGGAACCUCGAUAUUGAGCGUCCGUCCUACACCAACCUCAACCGGCUCAUCAGCCAGAUUGUGUCUUCAAUCACAGCCUCACUCCGUUUUGACGGAGCCCUGAACGUUGACCUGACAGAGUUCCAGACCAACUUGGUGCCAUACCCUCGUAUCCACUUCCCCCUGGCCACCUACGCCCCCGUCAUCUCCGCUGAGAAAGCUUACCAUGAGCAGCUGUCAGUCGCCGACAUCACCAACACCUGCUUUGAGCCAGCCAAUCAGAUGGUGAAGUGUGAUCCCCGUCAUGGUAAAUACAUGGCCUGCUGUCUGCUGUAUCGUGGUGAUGUGGUGCCCAAAGACGUCAACUCUGCCAUCGCAGCCAUCAAGACCAAAAGCAGCAUCCAGUUUGUGGACUGGUGCCCCACAGGCUUCAAGGUUGGCAUCAACUAUCAGCCUCCGACUGCGGUUCCUGGUGGAGACCUGGCCAAGGUGCAGAGGGCCGUGUGCAUGCUGAGCAACACCACCGCCAUCGCCGAGGCCUGGGCCCGUCUCGACCACAAGUUUGACCUCAUGUACGCCAAGAGGGCCUUUGUCCACUGGUAUGUUGGGGAGGGAAUGGAAGAGGGGGAGUUCUCAGAGGCCAGAGAAGACCUGGCUGCCCUGGAGAAGGAUUAUGAAGAGGUGGGUGCUGAUGACAUGGCAGAGGAGGAUGAUGGAGAAGAAUAUUGACCUUUGCCAAAGUAGAUUGAUUUACAGUAUAUACCUAUUUUCAAAAUUGGUCACUUGGUGUUUGUAGUCAAGUCAAACCUGUUGAUAAAUCCCUAAUAUUAGCCAAUCAUACGAUUCUGUGAUACCCAUUCUCCUUAUCUCUCUUAUUCUCCUGACAAACCCUAUCCAAAAUAUUAUCUAAACGUCUUAAUAUCGGUGAAAGGGUGUAAACACAAGUAUUACAUUUAAUAGAAUUGUUUCUCAUGGUACUGUGCUGACAAAGCGUAUUAAAAUAAAAUCUGACAUAUCUUGUUUCGGGCCUUUUUAUUACUGCAGUUUCACAAUGAGAGACUUAGACCAAACCCUCCCAUUUGUGCACCUCCCCCCACUAUCCCUCUACAUGUGGAAUGUAAGUUAUGAAAGAGCGUCAGUCUCUUUAUGCUAUUCAGCUGUGACUUUGUGAGAGCAAGAGACAGAGAAUAACUGACUAACUCACUGACUGGUGUUGUUUGUGUAGCUCAUACCCAGAGAGGGGCCUGCAGGAACAAUAGGAUCCCAGUUACUGUGUGAGUAAUAUCUCUGUGAUCCUGAGAGCGCUGCUGAAAAGUUGUACAAACGAGAAAUAGAAAACUGGCCUUGACAUUCCUCAGAAUUUUUUUUUUCUCUUGUGUAUUUUGAAUGAACUGUUUUAACUGUUCCUCCAGAUCACCAUUUUCUUAUCCCACCAU